Messenger RNA from Candida albicans SC5314, 870 nucleotides. It is a transcript of the gene RPC31, whose product is annotated as DNA-directed RNA polymerase III subunit. Gene Ontology annotation, cellular component: RNA polymerase III complex. The transcript has a single exon. The record is from RefSeq and is a predicted model, not a curated record. Bases 1 to 870 code for a protein of 289 amino acids. Gene Ontology annotation, biological process: transcription by RNA polymerase III. NCBI's taxonomy places the organism in Eukaryota, Fungi, Ascomycota, Pichiomycetes, Serinales, Debaryomycetaceae.
AUGUCAUUUAGAGGUGGUGGUGGUAGUGGUGGUAGAUCAACUCAAAGAACUAUUCUUCCAUUUGGAUUAGAUUAUGCUGAUAUUAUAUCAUCAACUCAAGAGACGGAAAAACCACAAUUAUUAUUACCCAUAAAUGGAGAUAUAACUGAAAUUGAAUCAAUUAUUGCUAAACAAUCAAUGAAUUUCACUAAACUAAUGUCAGAAGGUCCAUUUUUCACGGGGAAUCUAGAUAGUAUUGAAAUCACCAAAAAACGUAAUCAUAAUGAUAGUGAAAAUGAAGAAGAAGAAGAAGAAGGAGGAGGAGAUACAGAGAAUACUGGCGAUAGAAAGAAAAAGAAAUCAAAGACUAAUGGUGAUGGUAGUAGUAGUGGUAGUGGUAGUGGUAGUGCCAGUGGUGAUGGAAUAGAAAGAUAUUCCGAUCGAUAUAAAAAAAUCCAAAAAAUUGGUAGAACAAUUGAUGAACAUCCAUAUCAACCAGAAUAUUUCCCUAGUGAAUUAUAUUCAGUCAUGGGAAUAACUAAUAAACAUGAUAAGAAGAAAUUUUUAUUAUUAUCGAAAUUUAAAUCAAAUGGAGGAUUAAAACAAAUAUUAUCCAAUGAAAAAUUGGAAAAUUUAGAUGAACAAUCAAAAUUAAAUUCAAUGAAAGAAAAAAUGUUAAGUAUGAUUGAUAAUAGUGUGAAUGUCAAUGAUGAUGAUAAUAAUAAUGAUGGGAAAACACGUAGUGGAGAUGAACAAGAAAUUGAUGAAGAUGAUUUGGAUGAUGAAUUUGAAGAUGAAGAUGAUGAUGAUUAUAAUGCUGAGAAAUAUUUCGAUGAUGGUGAUGACGAUGAUGGAGGUGAUGAUGGAGGUGAUGAUGAAGCAGCAUUUUAA